Molecule: messenger RNA, 2222 nt
Organism: Colias croceus (clouded yellow)
Lineage: Eukaryota; Metazoa; Arthropoda; Insecta; Lepidoptera; Pieridae
Product: dual specificity protein phosphatase 13-like
Exons: 5
Coding region: 207-860 (217 amino acids)
Biological process (GO): negative regulation of MAPK cascade; protein dephosphorylation
Cellular component (GO): cytoplasm
Molecular function (GO): MAP kinase phosphatase activity; protein tyrosine/serine/threonine phosphatase activity
Source: RefSeq, a predicted model, not a curated record
GAUUGUUCAUUGAAGACAAGAGAACACAGAGCAAGUAUUAUAGGAACAGUGUGUAUUUUAAAUAAAUAGUAUUAUUAUAUUUAUACACAAUUAAGUAAUGAGAUUCGGGUUGUUAAAGUACAAAGAAGGCCUUAACUAUCGUGGAGAAGUUUAAAAAAUUAUAAUAUUUGCAUUAGAGUUCAUUCGGUGUUAAAAGUCGCAUCAAGAUGAGUUAUAGGGAUUCUUACUCGCUAUACCCGAGAUAUCAUUCAUACAGUGCAGCUAAAGACCUACGGGUAGGAUCGCAUCUAAGAAGUUCAACGUUGUAUGGAGGGUCUCAGUCUUCGGUGCUGAGUUCUAUAUCGACUUAUAGGUCAAGGCCUUUGGAUGGCAUCACUUAUACACCCACGCCAGAUCUAGAUGAAGUUUAUCCGGGCCUCUUUGUUGGUGAUGCUGUGGCAGCAAAAGACAAAGCCUUUUUAAGGCGCAUGGGUAUUAACUAUGUAUUGAACACGGCUGAAGGCAAACGCUACACUCAAGUAGAUACAGACCACUUGUAUUAUCGCGAUUGCCCUGGACUUCGAUACAAGGGCUUCCAGCUUAUGGAUCUUCCAUCUACUGAUAUUUCAAAGUACUUCCAUAUUGCUGCCAAUUUCAUUGAUGAAGGAAUUAGCAGGGGCGGUCGUGUUCUAGUGCAUUGCUUAAUGGGCGUAUCCCGUUCGGCUACAUGUGCGCUCGCGUUCCUCAUGAUCAAGCGCGGUAUGACCCUCUCUGAAGCGCUGGCCCUUGUCCGCUCUCGCCGCGACAUCCAUCCCAAUGAAGGCUUUGUGCGCCAACUGCAAGACCUCGACAGGGAACUGAGAGUCUGCCGGGCUCGCUGACAUCAAACCCCCCUGCAACCAGUUCUCGGGCUCCCGUACAACUUCAGCAGCCAACACCUAAGAGUAAGGAGCCUCGAUCGAGCUUACACUAGUCGUUACCACUAAACGAGAACUAAGAGGUAAAUCGUGUGUCAAAAUAUCAUGGCAAAUAUUACAUUUUGAUAAGCAUAUACCUACUGUGUCAUGUGCUGUGCACCUAUAAUGUAUUGUUGAAAAAUAUUUUAAUACAUCUGUAUAGUAGUUGAUUCAAUAUUUAACACAACUUAUUUCUUAAUGAAAAUUAUCAUUAAGAAAUAAGAACCUAAGUACAAUGCAUUGUUAAUAAUUCUCAUGUGCCAUUCAGUUGGUAUCUAUUUGUAGUUUAUCAAGCUGUUAAAUUGUAAAAUAAUUAUUCUUGUUAGAACUAACUACGAAUUAAGUUCAUAAUGUUAAAUGUUUUAACCAAUUUACAAAUUUCUAGCCAUAAGCAAUUAAGAAAAAAUCUUGAGAUGUUUAAAACACGAUACCAAAGAUCUUCUCAGUAUUCUAUUAAUAUUAUGUUUGAUCGUCUUAUAAAUUGUUAACCAUAUUUUCAUGAUUACGAAUUCAUUUUGUAGUUAUAAACAUAAAAAUACUGCUUCAACUCCUAGGUUGAAUUUUUAGGGGUUAAAUUAUUUUUUCCCAGUUUUAAGGUUAAAAACCUUAACAAUUUAUGUUAAAAGCUGAUGUUUAAGUCUGGAAGCUAUGGUAUGAUUUUGAGAAUUGAAGAUGGCAUAACAAUUUCUAGUAUUUUUAGCAAGUAAAUAUGUCAUUGCCCCCUUGAAAUAUGUCAAGGUUUAAAAUCAGGCCUUUUGCCAACUCGUGACUAGAGCGCACGUGCAAAAAGCAACGCGACAAUAAUGUAGAUUUGAUCUUUCGUUUUCAGUUAGACUUGACUCAUUGUGUAAAAUAUCAAUUAGGUAAGGUGCAUCAGGGCAAGUUCGGACAGUUUUUGGAUGAAUUGGAAAGGGUUUAGUAAUUUUUUUUUCGGUUUUCUAAUUAAGACAAAGAUAAAUAAUAAUGAAAACGUCGUUAAUGAGUAAAUUUACUAAUCACUGUUUCUUAUACAUACAUACUUCUACCUUUGUAACGCCGCUGCAGCUGGGUCGAAUUUUUCUUGCGGAAUAGCAUUCGGAGAACGGAUAAAUGCCCCCUUUUUAAAACCGUUUUGUAUAACCGUUGAGAUUGUUUGGUGCCAUGUUUCGGCAAACAUCGCCGCAAAAUCUUUUUUCCGCAGUUUAACACCGAUGUUUUGUCUCUGAUGUUUAACAAGUCUUUUUUCCUAAAUUCCUUGCUAAAUGUAGCGGCAGAAGGAGGUGAGACGUGUGUGCUGGGAGUUUUAAA